Arachis ipaensis is the source of this 1429-nucleotide messenger RNA. RefSeq names its product metalloendoproteinase 1-like. Gene Ontology annotation, molecular function: zinc ion binding; metalloendopeptidase activity. Gene Ontology annotation, cellular component: extracellular matrix. Gene Ontology annotation, biological process: proteolysis; collagen catabolic process; extracellular matrix organization. Lineage: Eukaryota; Viridiplantae; Streptophyta; Magnoliopsida; Fabales; Fabaceae. The record is from RefSeq and is a predicted model, not a curated record.
AUGUCUUAUCUUUUCCGCAUGAUCCUUCUCCUCCUGGUUCUCCUAGCAAACCCUUUGAAUGUUCACUCCAGAAUCCUAAGAUCAUCAGGCGAUAAUAAUAUUCACUCGCAACCAAACUUUGAUUCCAUUGAUAAUCAGAAAUCAAAACUAGAUGUUGAAGCAGUUGCUGGAGUUAGAAGGUAUCUAAAGGAAUUUGGAUACCUACAAGAACAAGACCAUGCUGAUUUUGAGGGAGCAAUCAAGAAGUUCCAAAAAUACUACAAUCUAGAAGUCUCUGGAAAACUGGAUUCGCAAACCAAAAAAUUUAUGUCAAUGCCAAGGUGUGGUAUCCCUGAUCAUCACCAUCACCAUCACCGUCACCUUCGUGGUCUCUCUACUAACCUACUGAAGGUUACAUCAAAGUAUGCAUUCAUUGAAGAUGCCCCUUCAUGGCCUAAUAAUAAGAGAAACCUCACCUAUAGUUUUGACCCAUCAGGUGUUUCGGUUGUGCCACAAGAGACUGUGAGAGAAGCCUUCAAACUAGCAUUUUCAAAAUGGUCAAAUGUUUCACCCUUCACAUUCAAGGAGACUCGGGGAUACUCCGACAUCACGAUUGGUUUCUACAGUGGCGAGCACGGCGAUGGCGUGACCUUCAACAACACCAUUGUUGCCCACGCUUAUCCGCCAAUUGAUGGAAGGCUCCAUGUUAAUGCAGAUAAGGGUUGGAGCAUUAAGGAUCCAAUACAAGAAGAUAAGAAUAUUCAUACCGGUGACACGUAUGAUUUGGUUUGGGUUGCAAUGCAUGAAAUUGGGCAUAUUCUUGGACUUAAACACAGUAACGAUGAAGAUGCUAUCAUGUAUCCGUUGAUUGCUCCUCUUAAAAACAAGAGAGCGUUUGUUGUUGAUGAUGUUUAUGGAAUUCAGCGAUUGUAUUCAUUGGGAGCUCAAGGGAAUUUUCAUUAUCCAAGUGCUACGGGAUUUAGAUUGCAAUAUUAUCAUCUCUUGAUUGUUGCUAUUGUUUGCUUAUGGGUUAUGUUUAUAUUUUCGGCUGUGAUGCUUUCGGUGUUCUUAGAUAAAUUCUAAUUAGUAUUGCUAGUUAAUUGGGUUUAGUGUAGAGACUAAGUUUUAACUUGGCUUAGUAGGAAGAUGAAUGACUUAUUAUGUUCAAUUCAGCGAAAUUCUAUUUUAAUAGCAUGCAAGAUCAGAUUACUCUAACUUGAUAGUUGUUAUGCAUUCAACAUUUUGAUAUCUUUUAGAAUACAAUAAAAAUAGAGCUCAUAAAGAACAAAAACUCAUCAAUUUUUCAUUGUGGUUUACGUUCGGUACAUUCACCACAAACAACUAAUUCAAAUUUACAACAGAGGUGUGCAUAAUAAAUAUUCCACCAUCAUCACCACCAAAUUUCCGCCAUCAAACAGAGUUAUAUCAUUUUAAGAGCACCUUCCUCGAU